Parnassius mnemosyne (clouded apollo) is the source of this 2667-nucleotide messenger RNA. NCBI's taxonomy places the organism in Eukaryota, Metazoa, Arthropoda, Insecta, Lepidoptera, Papilionidae. The record is from the annotation of a GenBank genome assembly.
AUGGGUUGCACACCAAGUAUGCUGUUGGACCAUAAGAGCCGUCGCCGCGACAGCACUGGCUCACAAGAAGCGGCUUUGGGCAAGGUCGCUCCAACACCGGUUUGCCAGAACAAGGCAGUCCAAGCAGCAAGGGCACCCAGAGCCUCACUAGAGUCUGAUGGCUUUAGUAUCCAGUUGUCCAGUAAAAAAGAUAGCUAUGUCUCACAAAUGGGCAAUAAUUUCGCAACGCAACUACAUAUUAAAAGAAUAUCUGGUAGCUCGAGUAGCUCUCCUGGAGCUCGAGCGGGACGCCGCUCUUCGCUUGCCCUCACUCCAGAAGAUGAGCCCUUGGUAGACGUCGCUAACAGAUCGCUGCCUCCGUCAAACAUCCCGGCUGCCUUAUUGUAUACGCCGCCGGAACCUCUCGAGCUGCUAUGCGUGUUUCCGGAGCGGGCGUCCCGCGUUUGUGCGGCGGCUUGCGCGGCUGCAACGCGGACCGGCGGCGAAGCCCGAGCAGUGCGCAGCUCAAGAGAAGCGCUCGACGCGUUCCGCCGUGACCCUGACUCGCGUUUACCACACGUUGUUGUGGUUGACGCGCGUCAACCGCAGGCGCUAGAUGCUACCUUGCUAGCUAGAACUAUAAGAGGAAUUAAGAACACUCAACACAUCAUUUUAGUUGCAGUUGUGAAGAAAAGUGCGUAUCUCAAAGAUGACUUCGCGGUUCUACCAUAUUUGGAAGCAGGCUUUAACAGGAUAAUGGUGGAGACGGUGGGUGCAACGGCGUGGUGUGCAGAGAUCCUUCAAGCCCGCGCUGCAGCCGCUUCGGCGCGUGCGCAAGUCGGGGCGGUCGCUGCGCUGUCCGCCGCCGCUGAUCGAUGCCGCGACCUGGUCGCUGUCACCGACGACCAACAAAGGAUUCUUUUUACCAACAAGUCCUGGAGUCGCAUGCUUGGCUGGCGUACAGAUGAAGGACCGCGAUCCCUUACCGAGACGGUAGGGGGAGAAGCUCUUCGAUUAGCGGCAAGCGGAGCACGAGACUGGGAGGCACCAGUCCUGUUGCGUCGGCGAGCAGCUCCCGAUCCUAUUCUGUUACCGUGCCGGGGCUCCACUGUCGCUCUCGCAAGGGGCGCUUCGCACGUCGUGUUUGUAUGUGAACCGGGGACCGCAGGCGACGGAGAGCGAGCUCGUGGCUCCCUCCAUUCCAUCAGGCGAGGCUCUCUGGACGUGCGCUCCGUUGCCUCUGACGGACUACGGCGGACCUCGCUUGCUAAAUUGCAAGGCCUACCACUUGAAGCACCCAUCACUAAGGUGAUAUCUCUGCUGUCCGCUGCUACGGAGGGGGCUCCACCGUCUACCGUCGCUUGUAUCGAGAGGGCAGUCGACAUGCUGAGGACAUCCGAGCUGUACUCGCCGCAGAUGAAAGAAGAUCCCAAGCUUAGAGCUGAAGAUCCAAUAGCCACUGACCUGAUUGGAGCAUUGCUUUCGCAAGGACCAACUAACGUGCUUUCAUCUCGGAGGAGCAGCAACGACUCAACUAUUGUAAGAUCUCAAACAAAUAGGACUAAUAUCAAGCAUAAGACAUCAGGUCAGCUCAGAGAGCUCCUGGACACGGCUCUGAGCUGGGAGUUCGAAAUCUUCCGCCUAGAAGAGUUGACACGAGGCCGUCCGUUGGCCCACUUGGGGCUGGCGCUGAUGGGCGGUCGCUUCGACGUGUGCGCCACGCUCGAAUGCGACGAGCGCACGCUGCUGCACUGGCUCACCGUCAUCGAGACGAACUACCACGCCGUCAACACCUACCACAAUUCCACCCACGCUGCUGAUGUACUUCAGGCGGUAGCUUACUUCCUUGAAAAAGAUCGUCUGAAGACGCUUCUGGAGCCACUGGAGGCGGCUGCGGCUCUUAUCGCAGCAGCUGCACAUGACAUCGACCACCCUGGGACGUCGUCUGCCUUCCUCUGUAACGCGCGACAUCCUCUCGCAAUCCUCUACAACGACGUCUGCGUACUUGAGUCUCACCAUGCUGCGCUCACCUUCAAACUGACGCUCAAUGACGACCGAGUAAACAUUUUCAAGAAUCUCGACCGCGAAACGUACAAGACAGUUCGGCACAACGUAAUCGACAUGAUCCUCGCCACCGAGAUGACCAAACACUUCGAGCAUCUCGCUAAGUUCGUCAACGUCUUCUAUGCUAAGGGUAGUGGCAGCAAAGAGGACGGAAUGCAAAUUGAUGAGCCAUUAUCAUUGGACACUACGGCAUUGUCGCUACCAGAAAAUGUGAUUCUAGUUAAAAGGAUGAUGAUCAAAUGUGCUGACGUUUCCAACGCUUCCCGGCCACAGAAAUUCGCUUUUGAAUGGGCAAGAAGGAUCGCGGAGGAAUACUUCCUCCAAACGGACGAGGAGAAGGCGCGCGAACUGCCGGUGGUGAUGCCGAUGUUCGACCGCGCCACGUGCUCCGUGCCGCGCUCACAGAUCGGCUUUAUUGACUACAUCAUUAUCGAUAUGAUGGAGGCCUGGGCUGCAUUCAUCGACAUGCCGGAACUGGUGAAUCACGCCCGGAACAACCACACCCGUUGGCGUGAGCUUGACGAGGCCGGUGUCAGUUCGCUCGCAGAUGUAAAGCGAGCUCAGCGGCAGCAAGCGAUACAAGCACCUCCCACUUCUACCACAGAGCCCACUGCUGAAGAGUGA